CAGAAGGCGAGGUUUCACUCGUUCGACCAAUCACGAGGCGGCUCUCGUCGCGCACCGAUGACGCCAUUCAAGCAUGUAUGCGAGUCAAGGAUGUUGAGGCUCCUCUCCAGAGUCUGUGGGUCUAUAGCACUUGAAGGAAACCUAAAAGCAGCAGCCGCGCACCAAAGCAUCUGUUCUGCAGCCUCACUGCCAGUCUCAGUCUGCUCAGGUUUAGCUGUUAAACCCAUAAUGGAGGCUAAACUAUACCGGCCUCCCCCAGAGGUCCGAGGUAUGACCUCUUUGGACAAAGAGGCCUUCACACAGACUAUUUCUGUCCCAGCCCUACGGGUACCAACUGGGGUCUUAAACAAGGUGGUAAAGAGCCUGAGAAAGGCGACCAUCCAGCGCCCAGGGGUGCCCCGAGUGGUGCAAGAUAAAGAGGAAAGUUGUGACUUUCGUUUAGUUCUUCUGGACCCCCACAGAGUCUCCUCUCCAAGCUCCUUCACUGAAGCUGAGGCCGAGGCUCUGAGGUCCUUCAGUGUCGCUAAAGAGCUGCAGUACUAUGAGCUUCGACUCACUUAUCACAACCUGAAGAGUGAAGAAGUGCUGGAGGCCGUGCUCCCUCGGGGUCAGGACGUGACCUCUGGGUUCAGCCGGGUGGGACACAUCGCACACAUGAACCUAAGGGACCACCAGCUGCCGUACAAGAACCUCAUAGGUCAAGUCAUCAUGGACAAAAACCCCGGUGUUACAUGUGUGGUCAAUAAGACAAACAUGAUUGACUCCACCUACCGCAACUUCAAGAUGGAGGUGCUAGCUGGAGAGGAGAACAUGGUUGCCAAAGUGAAAGAAAACGGGGUGACAUACGAGUUUGACUUUUCUCAUGUAUACUGGAAUCCCCGGCUGAGCACCGAGCACCAGCGCGUGGUGCAGCUGGUGAAACGCGGCGACACCGUGUUUGACGUGUUUGCUGGCGUCGGCCCUUUCGCCGUCCCGGCUGCCCGCUCCGGUGCAAACGUCCUGGCCAACGAUCUCAACCCGGAGUCCCACCGAUGGCUGCAGCACAACUGCAAACUCAACAAAGUGGAGAAGAAAGUCCGAACCUUCAACCUGGACGGCCGAGCGUUCAUCCAGGGGCCUUUGAAGCAGGAGCUGCCCGCGCUGCUCAAGGGAAAAGCCACAGUGCAUGUAGUGAUGAACCUGCCUGCCCUGGCGCUGGACUUCCUGGAUGCAUUCAGAGGCCUGUUGCAGCAGGAACCUUCCGCUGAUGAGAUCCUACCCACAGUGCACUGCUACGGCUUCUCUAAAGACGACAACCCUGAGGCGGAUGUGGCGCAGAGGGCUUCACACAGCCUCGGGUUCCCCCUCAAGGACCGGUGCUCUGUGCAUUUUGUGCGCAAUGUAGCACCCAACAAAGAUAUGAUGUGUGUGACUUUCACACUCCCGAAAGAGGUCCUCUUCAGCAGUGGUCCGGAACAGACAGGUUUGGAUUCUCCAGAGCCUUCAGCAGAACCAGCUCCGAAGAGACAGAAGUGUGAAGAAGCCACAGAAGACCCAUGAGUAUACGGAAACAUUCGAGUCAUUACCGCUUCAUUUUUUUUCAAUAAUAGUUGACGUUGCAUCCUGUCAUAAGAAAUAAUGGACCAGCAUUACAACACCAAACUUGGUCAUACAAAGUUGU
Messenger RNA from Pungitius pungitius (ninespine stickleback), 1660 nucleotides. It is a transcript of the gene trmt5, whose product is annotated as tRNA methyltransferase 5. The record is from RefSeq and is a predicted model, not a curated record. Gene Ontology annotation, biological process: tRNA N1-guanine methylation; mitochondrial tRNA methylation. Gene Ontology annotation, molecular function: tRNA (guanine(37)-N1)-methyltransferase activity. The coding region runs from base 58 to 1539 and encodes 493 amino acids. Lineage: Eukaryota; Metazoa; Chordata; Actinopteri; Perciformes; Gasterosteidae. The transcript is spliced from 5 exons. Gene Ontology annotation, cellular component: mitochondrial matrix; cytoplasm.